GCUGCCGCCCGGGGUCUCGCCGUCCGGCCGGCGAUGGGGGAGGCCGGGCCGGGGCCCGCGCCGGGGCCCAGGGAGACGCGGGAGGCCGAGGAGGACGAGGCGGCGGCGCCGAGCGGCGGCCGGGGGGGGCGAGCCGGGCCCCGCGGCGGCAUCCGGGUGCUGAAGAGAAACGUGAAGCGCAACGGGAGCAAGAGCUGCUUGAACAGGAGUCGGUUUGGUUCCCGUGAGAGGAACUGGCUGAAAGAGGACGUCGGACGAGGCUGUGUGUAUGUUUAUGGAAGAGAUCCUGCAGCUGCUGCUUCUUCAGACUUGCGCUUGGUUCUCUGUACAGUGGACACCCCAGCGUCUGAGAUAUGUGAUGGAGAGGAGAGGAAAAACCUCUUUUUGCAACUUCACGGAGACCUGGUCAGGAGGCUGGAGCCCACAGAAAAACCCCUUCAGAUUGUGUAUGACUACUUGACUGGGUUGGGUUUUGAUGAUCCUGUCAGAAUGCAGGAAGAGGCAGCAAACUCUGACCUCAGCUGUAUGAUUCGCUUUUACAGUGAAAAGCCGUGUCAAGUGGAGCAGUUGGAUCGCAUCCUGCUCUCGGGAGUCUACAGCGUACGCAAAGGAAAGACCCAGUUGCACAAGUGGGCAGAGCGCUUGGUGAUUCUCUGUGGUACAUGUCUCAUUGUGUCUUCUGUGAAAGACAGCCAGACAGGGAAGAUGCACAUCUUGCCUCUUGUUGGAGGGAAGGUGGAAGAGAUGAAACGUCGUCAGUACACGCUGGCUUUCACGUCUGCCGGAGCACAAGCUCAGACGUACCAUGUGUCCUUUGAAACGCUGGCGGAAUGCCAGCGGUGGCACCGACAGGCGUCCACGGUGGUGUCUAUGCGACUUAGCAUGGUUGAUCUUUCAUGCUACAGCCUUGAGGAAGUACCCGAGCACCUUUUCUACAGUCAAGACGUCACCUACCUCAACCUACGACACAAUUUUAUGAGAACAAGUGGAGCAGGGAGUCUUGACUCUCUUUGCAGGUUUUCUCAGUUGAAGAGCCUGAACCUGUCUCAUAAUAGACUCGGAGAGUUUCCUGUAUCGCUGUGUGAGAUCUCUACUCUGACAGAGCUUAAUAUUUCCUGUAAUGGGCUUCACAACUUGCCAAGCCAGAUUGGAAAACUGUUGAAUCUCCAGACCUUCUGGAUUGAUGGGAAUUUCCUCACAUCCUUACCAGAAGAAUUGGGAAGUCUGCAACAGCUCAGCUGUCUUGGGCUUUCCUUCAAUAACUUCUGUGAACUGCCAGCAAUUUGUGAGAAACUCGUUUUCUUAGAUAAACUAGCCCUGGCAGGGAACUUGGUAGAGACCCUGGACCUUGCAGUGCUGAACCGUAUGAGUCACAUCAAAAGUGUGGACCUGCGGCUGAACAACCUGAAGAGAGCAGCAGCUGACACUCUGGAGGGGAACAAAUCUGUGACUUACAUGGAUUUACGAGACAAUCAGAUGACAGAUCUGGAUCUGAGCUCCUUGGGCAGCCUGGAGCAGCUGCACUGUGAGCGGAAUAAGCUGAAAGAGUUGACGCUGAGUGGCUUCUCCCUUCGGGCUCUCUAUGCCAACAGCAACUGUCUGACAGCUGUCAACAUUUAUCCAGUUCCUGGUCAACUGACAUAUCUAGAACUCUCUCACAACCAACUGCAGUGUGUUCCAGACUGGGCCUGUGAAGCAAAGAAACUGGAAGUUUUGGAUGUGAGCUACAACCUCCUCGUGGAGCUUCCGUCAAGGAUCCUCAGCAGCUUGAGUCUUCAGAAGUUGAUGGUGGGACACAAUCGUCUGCAGAGCCUUCCACCUCUUCUAGAACACAUUCCACUGGAGGUGCUGGACCUUCAGCACAACCUGUUGACGAAACUCCCAGAGAUGCUCUUUGUCAAGGCUCUGAACCUCAGGUACCUGAAUGCAUCUGCAAACAGCCUGGAGUCCUUGCCCUCUGCAUGCACAGGGGAGGAGAGUCUGAGCAUGCUGCAGCUGCUUUACUUGACCAAUAAUAACCUCACAGAUCAAUGCAUUCCUGUCUUGGUGGGACACCCAAACCUACGGAUCCUGCAUCUGGCAAACAAUAACCUACAGGCUUUCCCUGCAAGCAAGCUUAGCAAGCUGGAGCACUUGGAAGAGCUGAAUCUGAGUGGCAACAAACUGAAAACAAUUCCCACAACAGUGGCAAAUUGCAAGCUGCUUCAUACACUCAUUGCACACUCUAAUGAAAUCAGCAUCUUUCCAGAGAUUCUGCAUUUGCCCCGUAUUCAGUUUGUGGACUUGAGCUGCAAUGAGUUAACUGAAAUCCUAAUCCCUGAGGCACUGCCAGCUGCCUUGCAAGAGCUGGACCUCAGUGGAAACACAAACCUGGUGCUCGAACACAAGACACUGGACAUCUUCAGUCACAUUGCCACGCUGAAGAUUGAUGCCAAGCCCUCCAUCACGGCAGACUCAGCAGUUGCUUCUACCUUCUGGAGUCAUGGAGUAGCUGAGAUGGCAGGCCAGAGAAAUAAGCUGUGUGUGUCAUCCCUGGCACUGGGGAGCUUUGCAGAGGGGGUAGAGGCUGUGUAUGGCAUGUUUGAUGGUGACAAGAACGAGGAGCUGCCACGCUUGCUGCAGUGCACCAUGGCCGAUGUGCUCCUGGAGGAGGUACAGCAGUCAGACACCAUGUUCAUGUCCAACACCUUCUUGGUCUCCCACAGGAAGCUGGGCAUGGCUGGACAGAAGCUGGGUUCCUCUGCUGUCCUUUGCUACAUUCGUCACGAUGUGGCUGAUCCAGCCAGCAGCUUCUUUCUGACAGUGGCCAAUGUGGGGACGUGCCAAGCCGUUCUGUGCCGAAGUGGGAAACCACUGCCUCUCUCCAAAGUCUUCAGCCUUGAACAAUGUUCAGAAGAAGCCAAGAGAGUCAAGGAGCAAAAAGCCAUUAUAACAGAGGACAAUAAGGUCAAUGGUGUGACUUGCUGUACUCGGAUGCUGGGUUGCACGUACUUGCAUCCUUGGAUCCUGCCCAAACCACAUGUCAGUUCCAUUCCACUCACUGUACAAGAUGAGCUGCUGCUUUUAGGGAACAAAGCUCUCUGGGAACACCUUUCUUACACAGAAGCUGUCUCAGCCGUGCGUCACCUGCAUGACCCACUAGCUGCUGCGAAGAAACUCUGCACUUUAGCCCAAAGCUACGGCUGCCAAGACAAUGUAGGUGCAAUGGUGGUGUGUCUGAACAUCAGUGAGGACGGCUGCACGUGUGAGAUGCAUGGCCUUACUCUGCCAGGUACUGGGGGAUUUAGUUCCACCACCACCAAGCCAGCAACACCUUCAUCUAGCAGUGGAAUUGCCUCAGAGUUUAGCAGUGAACUGUCUGCUUCUGAGGUUAGCAGUGAGGUGGGCUCUACCGCUUCAGAUGAACACAAUGCUGUUGGUCUUGAUGGCACUUUGCUACCACGACAGGAGCGACGUUGCAGCCUGCAUCCUGUGCCCCCCUUAAGCAUUUUUCAGCGUCAACCUUCUAGUGCCACCUUCUCCAGCAACCAGUCUGACAAUGGUCUGGAUAGCGAUGAUGAGCAGCCUGUGGAUGGCGUGAUGACAAAUGGCAGUAAGGUGGAGGUAGAAGUGGACAUCCACUGCUGUAAAGGAAUGGGCCUGGAGUCUGAGCCUCCUGCUGCAGACUACAGCUCCUCUGCUCCAGGGCUGGAGGAUGACUCCAGGCUUGUCCGCAUCAUUCAGAGACAGAACAGUGUAAACAGCAACAGUGAGCAGAGAGGGGUCAAAGAAAAGUGUGAACUGCAAAAAUCUCUUUCUACAUGUUGUCUCUAUGGAAAGAAGCUUUCCAAUGGCUCCAUAGUGCCCUUGGAGGAGAGCCUCAACCUCAUUGAAGUAGCCACAGAGGCACCCAAGAAGAAGACAGGCUAUUUUGCUGCUCCAUCUCAGAUGGAGCCAGAAGAUCAAUUGGUGGUGCCGCCUGAUCUGGAGGAGGAAGUGAAGGAACAAAUGAAGCAGUGCCAUGAGAAUGGAGAAGAUCAAGAGCAGAAAGAAGAACAUGAAGCAACUCUGCAAGAGGAGUUUGACACAGCUUUGUAACCUGCAAGUACUGCUCCCACAUAGUGUGUCCCAUUAAGGGCUGUCUUGCUCUAUAAGGGGAGCUGGGAUCUGCAAGGAGUACGGGCAUCUGCUGCUUCUUUAGUGGAGUUGAGGAAGAAUUUGGGAGUACUGAGGUCUUGGCUGUCCACUUUUCACUGUAGAGUCUCAGUUGUUCUGUGAGCACUCAGACCAGCAGCUGAGCUCUGUGUUAGGGACUGUCUAGAAAUUAUGCAAGUACUAGGAAGAAGACAGGUUUUCCAUUACCUGUCUGUAACUCCUGGAGCCCCGAGGUCCUGCCAGCUCUGCAGGAGAGGGGCUGGUAUAUGUGUGUUUGGGGUGAGGAGGCUGCUGAGGGGGCAAUGUUCAGUGUUUGCAGUCCUGGGAAUAUUUCUGAUGCAGCCCUCCCCACCCCCCACCCGACUUUGUUAUUCCUUGAAAGAAUAUAGCCAGUUGCAAUGAAGCUGACCCAAGAAUGGUUUCUACAUUAAUUGCAAGCACUUUUAUUGAUUGCACUUAAGCUGUUUUGCUCCCCUUCAGCCCAGCACUUUAUUAUUUAGGGUUAGGGGAGAGAGCACUCCACAACAGGUGUGGUAGAGGUUUUUGUCAAUAGGUACUGUUAGGGCAGUGGAGGACUCGGGAUAGCACUGUUCUGAUGAGCGUUGGUGCAGGGCAGAGUGAGGGUUAUGAUGGGAUCAGCCUAUGCAGGAUGAGAAAAUACACAGCUGAGUGACAAGCUGGUGCCUACUGAUGCAUUUUGCAUGGAGUGUAAGAAUGAUCAGCUCUGAACAGGGCGAUUUAAGUGCUUCUAGCUGUAGAGCACAGACCCAACUCAGCAGCAGUUUGGCCACCUCCAUCAUGGAUGCUUCACAGUAGAGAUUUCCUAUAUCCAGAAGGCAUGGGAUGAAACCAGGAGCUCCUGCUCAUUUCAGUGAGGUGCUCGGUGUAAGAGGAAACCACAUAGUCAGCAGUGCUAUGCUGCUCUACAGCUGGUGAGCAGUGAGGCUGCCCUUCAUAGGCCAGGGAAGCGUUCAGUGUCCCGUUCCACCAACAUAAACCUCUGCACUGUCAGCUACGGCAUCUCUGCCUGCCUCUGAAAACGAGCCAUAUUCCAAAUCCACAGCAACCUGCAUUUCAUGGUAUGUGCCCAGUUUGGCCACAAACAGAGUGAAAGCUUAACUUGUUCUCUGCUUAAUUUUCAAUGCAAAAGGAAAAACUGAACUUAUCACUGUAAUAACAUCUUCUUAAGCACUGGAAAAGAUGUUUAAAAUAGUCCCACUAAUGGUGAACUAGCCAGUCUGCACUGGGCAGACACAUAGUGUUUCCGAUGCAGGAUGUAAGUUGAUUGCCCGUGUUGUCAGCUUGCCUGAGGGAUGUGGAAAGACCACUGCCCCUCUGCGUGUGCAGCUCUGUCUUCCUUAGCUGGCAGAGAGCUGGACAGCAGCUGCCCUGGUCAUGUCAGUGGUGCAAUAAUGCUGACUGUAAUGUGGGCUAGUGCCUUUUCUUCUUUGUUAAUUAUAUUUAUGAAGAAAACUUGAAAGUUUCUUCUCAACAGCUCUGAGGGGCUUGAGCUGUACAUUUGUUGAUCAAAUUCAGGCCUUGCUCAGAAAGAAAUACUGUGACGACUACUUGUGGAAUUCUGUCUGUAGAUGUUUUGACAAAAUCUAACAGUUUUACUAAGAUUUCAAAGCACCUUGAAUUUCUUCUCAGUAGGAAAAAAAGCAUUUUUUACUGUGCACGAAAGAGCAACAUUUUAGAAUAUAUUGUGUGUUGGUCACUGUAAUCAUGAAACAGCCCAGCUUUUCCAAAACUCUCACAAAUGUUGGCUGUUUAAAUGCCUGUUUUAUUUGGAAGUGGAGAGAAAACCUAAUUCCUAGAAUCACAGAAACAGUAGCACCUGAAUCCCUUAGGCAGAGAAGUAACAGCAGAAAACAUUAAAGAACUGAACCCCAGACCUCUUUCUUGUUCUCUUCAUCCAAGUAUGCGGAAAAGGCUCACCCCAGUGUAUUUGACUGUAACUUUUAGUUCUGUCACUGGUGAUAAUUUUAUCAAAUAUCUGUGCCCAGCCCAACACUUUCUGAUACCUGAAAGGGCUGCAAGCAGCCUCUGUUCAGUAUGGGACUGAUGUAGAAAUACACUUUUCUUUCUGAGUCACACUGUGACAAGCCUUGCACUAGGAAAGUGAUAGAUGUGAAUGCAAAUCAGGUCUUUAUUUCUUGCACUGAUGUCGAAGGUCCAGUGUGUCCUUGCCAGGCUGAACCAGCAGCAGUAUUACAUGCAGAGUUGGCACUGCCACAGGGGUUUUGUCGCGAAUAGCUCUACCUAGCUCAGUGGGGAAGGACUAAGUGAAAUCAAGCUCUGCAAUGGAGCGUGCAGAUUUCUGAGCCGCAGCUCUUCCUUACGGUGGCAGAAUGGAAUGCAAGGAAUUCCUACUUAGUGUUUUUCUCCAGCGCUGUUUCUGGCUUUGAAGCAAAAAGGGAGUUUAACACAGACAACUGCUUUUUUCUAUGGCUGUGAACUGUCAUAGCAGAACAUGACUUGUUCUCUUACACUAAGUAGAGUCCACAUCUUUCUCUGCUUAUCAACUAUUUGUCUUGCUCUGGGCAGCACAAACAUGAGUGCUUCCCUCCACCACCACCACCUUUUGUUUUCCUGCCUCCCUAGAGGCAGCAAGCUUCUGCUUUUUCUUCUCACCUUAACUUAUUAACACAACCUUACAUUUCAAGCUCCCAAGCAUUGCCAUAGGUGGAACAGGUAUGAAUGGGCAAGUCUAGUAUAGGACCCCUUGCAGAGGAUAGAAAGUGUUUUCCCAGUUGUUUCUGUUUUCCACUUUCCUCCCUGAGGAGAGCAUGUGGUUCCUGCAGAGAUACCAUGGUGUCUGCACAAAGCCACAUCACUAUAAAGGUCCUGUUCAUUACCAGACUUGCUAUUAGAGGUUUUCAGUUUGGGGUUAUCAGACUCUUUUGUGGCUGUUGAGCAAGACCAGACCUGCCAUGCUCCAUGCAGCCAUGACCAGGUUAGGCUGGUGAGUUGCUUUGUCCAUCUCUUCAGUAUUUUGAGUUCUGCUGAUGGGCAUGCUUGCUGAGAACAGGCACUCCAAAGGCACUGACCUGUCUGCCCUGCCCUGCCCUGUCCAGGCAGGCUUGUGCAAAAGGAAUCCAUAAAGGUAGUACUCACUGAUGAGUAGUUGUGGCCCAAGUAUUAAGGAUGCGGGAAUAGCCUCCAAGUUGCUCCCAGCAUCAGGAAUAGGCUUGGUGGAAGCAGCACCACAGAUUGCUGGGACCAGAUCAGAAUCCUGGACUAGAUGGGAGGGUAAAACCCUGUUCUAAGAAGGAGCAAGUGUUUCCCUUCCUCAGGGACAGGCUGCUGUGAUGCCUGAGAUCCUUCUACUACUGGACAGGACGUUCAGCCACACCUAAGGCCCUCAGACUUCAAGAGUUUCUGCAUCACCUUCCAGAUGGUGAUGGCUUUUGUGCCACUUGCCAAAGGCCUUCUUCAGGCAGCAGGUUUACCUCUUUGGUUUUGUGCAAUUGUUGUGUGCUGUUCCACUGCUGUCUGAAGACUCAAGUGUGGUUUUUCCCUCUUGUUUCACAUGAUUAAUUGUAACCUUUUAUUUUUAACUUGACUCAUGCAACCCAGUGCAUGUUAAAGAAAUAGUGCAGUGCACCGUUAUUAAAUAAUCUUUUUUUCACUUUUUUGUUUGUUUUCAAAAGGGGGGUAUUUUCUGUAUCCCACUCUAGCAUGCACCUACAAUAAUCCCCAUUUUUGUCAUGUAUGGGAGUAGGUUGUCUACUGAAUGCACCUUCAGCCCUCUGGCCUAUGUCUGUAUUGCUUUGGAGAGACAAAUAGCCUCAAAUAGCUGGAAAACACUAUCCCCCUGAUUCUUUGUGCAGAUGUAUAGAGCAGUCCAAGAAGGAAGAGUAUUUUUGCAUCAACUUUUCAUCUGACUUAGCAAUAAAGAUUUUUACUUUCAUCUAACUCUAUAUUCUUGAUUCCAUUCCUGCCCUGGAGUUUUGUGCAUUAUCUCAGUUAAACAUAGCUGUGCCCAGGAGUACCUGUACUGUAGGUUCUUCGUGGAGCUCUCUGUGUGACUUCACUUGUCAGUUUUCCAUACCAAAGCAGAACACAGUGAGGGUGGAAUCCACAUUACUAGUUAUUAGGCGUUUUUCCGUGUCCUGCCACGGGAUUCUUACCCUGUGAACUUGUUCCAAACAUUACCCUACAGCUCUCUAGAAGUAGCUGCAGCAAGCAGGAAAUACAAAUUCAUUAGAAGAAAUAGGAUCACAGUGCACCAUCCACACAAAUUCCUCUGCUGAAACACUCAAUGCGUUUAGCUACUGGAAAGGAGGAGAAAGCAAACAAACCCCAGAGUACCUGGUGUAAUUUAUAUCAAGUUCCAACAAUGUUCCAUGGUCUUGGCAAUUGUGAGGAUUUAGUCACUGGUGCCAAGGAAACUGGAGGUAUAUCCAAGACAAAGCAGCUUCCUGUAUCUUUAGUUUGGUGGUUGGGGGUUUUUUUGUUUUGUUUUUAAUAGUUUAGUUUCGUUUGUGAGACCAGUGGUGGUUCCACCUCUCUAUGGACAGUGCACAUAGUGGGCACUGCUGUAGUGAUGUUGCAUUCUGAGGCAUGAUUUUGUGAACUAGUGCUACUUUUCCCUCUUCAGUUUCCUAUAAAGUUUUUCGUGGGAUUUUUAAAUAAGAAAUUUCACCUUUAAAAAGAAAAAUAACACAAGAGCAGCAUCUCAUUUCUCCAACUUGUACAUAAAAAAUUUAUUUUGAAAACAAUAUACUUCUAUCUUAAACCACCUGUUUGAGCUCUUAAAGCUUUUGUCUGAUUGUCCUAGUUCGAGGUAUCUUUGUAGACUAAACUGUGUUGUAUACAAGUUCUAUAAAAGACC
Molecule: messenger RNA, 8971 nt
Organism: Colius striatus (speckled mousebird)
Lineage: Eukaryota; Metazoa; Chordata; Aves; Coliiformes; Coliidae
Gene: PHLPP2
Product: PH domain and leucine rich repeat protein phosphatase 2
Exons: 19
Coding region: 34-4077 (1347 amino acids)
Molecular function (GO): protein binding
Source: RefSeq, a predicted model, not a curated record